AUCAAUUUUUUAAAAUAACGUGUUUCAAAGUGAACAUUAAAAAAUGAACAUCUGGCAACGUUGGAUUUGCACAGUUCUUUUGAAAUUUCGUGACAACGUUGCAAUUUUGGUGAUUACGGAAUAAAAAAAUUUUGUUUAUUUUGAAUUUUUCAGUCAAAAAAUAUUGAAAAUUUGAAAUUUUGGAGAAAAGACGAAGUCGAGAUUUUGUGUAAGAAUAAUUCAUAUUGAGAAGGGGGACGUAAAGCGUUCCAUGACCUAUUUAGAGUACCUGUGAUCUUAAUUAUCAUUGGAUGGUGAAUUAUCCCAGACAAAAUGAGCAACUCGAAGAAAAGCGAUAUCAUCAUCGAAGAAGAUGACGAUUUCGACGUAAUCGAAUGCGAAGAAGUCAUAUUAUCUGAUAUAGAUGACGACGAGCCUGCCAACGCAGCGAGAUGUUCGUCAUCUUCGAAACCCAGAGACGAAGAAAUAAAAGUAGAAGAGAAAUCUAUGUCGUACUCAGAUUCAUGUACGUCAAUCGACAUACAGAAAUUAACGGAUUAUAAGCCGUUAAGAAAAAUCGUUCGUAAACCGGCUAGACCAGUGCGACUGUUUUCUUUCACCGAUCACGAUAUCAUCGAUAGAUUUUCGUUAGUGGAUCCGGCCAAAAAAGACUUAACUUUACAGCUGUUGAACGUUGUGAAAUCGGUCAACUUACGACGUAAAUUAAAAGUUGAAAAGAACGGCACAGUUGUACCGAAUUUUUAUAUAAUCGCUACGAAUCGAGACUUGGAUGACCAAUCGCGUAAAAUAAGUUCGAUGAAAUCGGUAGACAUUGUUAGUUUAGUCAAAGAAAUCAUACACAUGAUUAAAACCUGUGUUUAUAGAGAAGUAGAUGAUAUCGAGAUCAUAUGCGACAGUCCGGCUAUAUUUUUAAUCAAAUACGUCCGCGUUAAGAAUUGGGAUUCGUCGAUGAACUCGGUGUACGUGGUAACUUCCGAAUACCUGUUACCGUAUUUGUGUAAAAUUCGUGCCGCCGAAGAGCAAGAAAAAAACUCGAAACUGAUCGCCGUUAAACUCGUAAAAGAUGAAGGUAAAAGGAAAUCGAAUACGAAACAAGCACUCCAGGCAGUGAAAAGACAAAAGCUCGAAAAUGACUUAGACGAUGAAUCGUUUCGUUAUCGCGCGAAUGCUAUACGAGAAUUAGACCCUCUAAAUGAUUCGAGUAUUGUUCCGAAUCUAUCGACCGAAGAAGGUAUAGUUGAAUCUAUUUUAACGAAAUAUUUGGAACAAGAAGCUGUGGAUUUUUUCCUUAGUCAGAUGAGAAGUUCUGUUAAAUACUGUAGCCGGUUCAGAUGGUCGGAUCGAGAUAAACUUUUUGCUCUGGGUUUACUGAGAAAGAAUCCAACCGAGUAUAGUAUAUUGAACGAUCAUUAUUGCUUGCCUUCCGAUAAAACACUCGAUAAAUUUAUGAAACAACUUCAGACUGAUAGAAUUGAUGAUAUUAGAAUCGACGAUGCAUAGAAUCUCUUAUGUUCGUUAAAGGUUGAAAACUUGAUUAUUACUUAGGUAUUUCAAAAGUGCGUUGUUCAAAAUGUAUAGUUUUUUUUUCUUCUAACGAAUCUGUUCGUUGUUACCGAUUUUUCUCCUAACUCGUUAUUUUCCUCCGUGUAAAUAUCGAAUCUUCAUUUUAGAAAUGUACGUUUAUUGUACAUUUCUCUUUUUUGGAAUAAUUAUUUCAACUAUACGGAUAAAAGUUUUGUUUUUAUGGAUAUAAAACGAAGUGCUAGGCAUUAAUAUCUGUUUUUAAGAGAUGUUUCCAAAGUCGAAUAUUGCAUGUAAAUUUGUAUUUUACUCGAGAAUAUUGUUGUUUGGUGAAUAAAUUAUUGAAAUAGAA
Molecule: messenger RNA, 1873 nt
Organism: Planococcus citri (citrus mealybug)
Lineage: Eukaryota; Metazoa; Arthropoda; Insecta; Hemiptera; Pseudococcidae
Exons: 3
Coding region: 313-1500 (395 amino acids)
Source: RefSeq, a predicted model, not a curated record